Molecule: messenger RNA, 399 nt
Organism: Volvox carteri f. nagariensis
Lineage: Eukaryota; Viridiplantae; Chlorophyta; Chlorophyceae; Chlamydomonadales; Volvocaceae
Exons: 1
Coding region: 1-399 (132 amino acids)
Source: RefSeq, a predicted model, not a curated record
AUGAAGUGCGCAUCGAAUUAUGCGCUAAAGUGCGCGUUGAAUUCCGCGGCUAAUUGUACUUUGAAUUGCGCGUCGAAUUGCGUGUUUAGAGCUGUGCGAAUCGCGCUGUAUGAAGCGCGUACGGCAUUCAUUCCGACGGGGAAGCGUGUUUUGAAGCGCGCAUCGAAUUGUGCAACAAAGCGCGCGUUGAAUCCCGCGGCUGAUUGUACGUUGAAUUGCAUGUCGAAUUGCGCGAUUAGAGCUAUGCGAAUCGCGCUGUAUGAAGCGUGUACGGCAUUCAUUCCCACGCGGAAGCGCGUUUUGAGGCGUGCAUCAAAUAAUGCGGUAAAGCGCGCGUUGAAUUCCGCGGCUAAUUGUACAUUGAACUGUGCAUCGAAUUGCGCAUUUAGAGCUGUGUGA